Molecule: messenger RNA, 8065 nt
Organism: Amblyraja radiata (thorny skate)
Lineage: Eukaryota; Metazoa; Chordata; Chondrichthyes; Rajiformes; Rajidae
Product: NADPH--cytochrome P450 reductase
Exons: 16
Coding region: 216-2264 (682 amino acids)
Biological process (GO): response to hormone
Cellular component (GO): cytosol
Molecular function (GO): flavin adenine dinucleotide binding; FMN binding; NADPH-hemoprotein reductase activity
Source: RefSeq, a predicted model, not a curated record
AGAGUGAGCUGGCCCGGCCGUGAAUGACGUCAUGGAGCCGGAGCUCCGCCCACCCUCCGACCGUCCAUCGACGCCUCACGGUGAGCGCCGCUGACAACGUCGUCAACCCCGCGCACUAGGCACCGCCGGCCAUCGCCUCAGGGACCCGGAGCUCCGUCCGCCCGCCCGCCCGGCCAUCGCCUCAACACCUCACGCAAGCCUUGUUAGUGAGGAGCAUGGAUUCUUCCGAAGCGGAGAUUACUGCGCCCACAGCGGACAGUGCUGCCGAGUCUCUCGUAGUAGUGGAAGAGCCGUUCUUCAGUACGUUGGACAUCUUUCUAUUCACUCUUAUUGCUGGAUUUGCAAUCUAUUGGUUUUUCUUCAGAAAGAAAAAAGUUGAAAUCCCUGACUACAAAACAUUACAGCCACAAGCACCAACAAUACGAGAAACCAGCUUCAUUGAAAAAAUGAGGAAAACAGGAAAAAACAUAGUUGUAUUUUAUGGCUCUCAAACAGGAACAGCAGAAGAGUUUGCCAACCGACUCUCGAAAGAUGCGCAACGUUAUGGAAUGAGAGGGAUGGCCACUGAUCCAGAGGAGUACGAUAUGUCAGAAUUAAGUCGACUUACUGAACUAGAAAACUCCUUGGCAGUCUUCUGUAUGGCUACGUAUGGAGAAGGAGAUCCCACUGACAAUGCACAAGACUUUUAUGACUGGAUGCAAGAAACUGAUGCUGAUCUCUCUGGUAUAAAAUAUGCAGUCUUUGGGCUUGGAAAUAAAACGUAUGAACACUUUAAUGCAAUGGGCAAAUACGUAAACAAAAGACUGGAGGAGUUGGGAGCAGAAAGAAUCUUUGAGCUCGGUCUGGGAGAUGAUGAUGGCAACCUGGAAGAGGAUUUCAUCAUGUGGCGGGAGCAGUUCUGGCCAGCAGUGUGCGAGUACUUUGGAGUGGAAGCCACUGGUGAUGAUUCCUGUAUUCGUCAAUAUGAGCUAGUGCUGCAUAAUGACAUCAACAUGAAUAAAAUCUACACAGGAGAAAUGGGACGUCUCAAAGCUUUUGAAAAUCAGAAACCGCCUUUUGAUGCAAAGAACCCAUUUUUGGCACCUGUGACAGAAAAUCGGAAACUGAAUAAAGGAGGAGAACGGCACCUCAUGCACCUGGAGCUGGACAUCAGUGGUUCAAAGAUAAGAUACGAGAGUGGAGAUCAUGUGGCAGCGUUCCCUACAAACGACUCCACCAUGGUCACUGAGAUUGGCAAAAUACUGAACUCUGACUUGGAUGUAGUCUUUUCCUUAAAAAACCUUGAUGAGGAGUCCAGUAAAAAUCACCCAUUCCCAUGCCCAACCACGUACCGAACAGCAUUGUCACAUUAUCUGGAUAUCAGCAAUCCUCCACGCACUAAUGUCCUCUAUGAGCUGGCACAGUAUGCAUCAGACCCCACAGAGCAAGAUUUUCUACGGAAAAUGGCUUCUUCCUCCCCAGAAGGAAAGUCGCAAUACUUAAAGUGGGUGCUUGAAGCUAGAAGAAACAUUCUGGCCAUCCUCGAAGACUUGAAGUCCCUCCGCCCUCCCAUCGAUCAUCUCUGCGAGUUGCUGCCACGGCUACAGGCCCGCUAUUAUUCCAUUGCUUCAUCUUCCAAGGUUCACUCUGAUUCAGUUCACAUCUGUGCAGUUGUAGUAGAGUAUGUAUCUAAAGCAGGUCGCACCAACAGAGGUGUUGCAACAACUUGGCUACGAAACAAGGUGCCAACGGAUAAUGGUCACAAGCCCACUGUCCCAAUGUAUGUAAGGAAAUCUCAGUUCCGGCUGCCCUACAAAUCGAGCACGCCAAUUCUCAUGAUCGGACCUGGCACGGGCAUCGCUCCCUUCGUUGGUUUUAUUCAGGAACGAGCUUGGCUGAAGCAGCAAGGGAAGGAGGUUGGUGAAACUGUGCUGUACUAUGGCUGCCGGUAUAAGAACGAGGAUUACCUUUAUCAGGAGAUGCUGGAGCAGUUCCAGAAGGAUGGUGUCCUCACUCAGCUUAAUGUAGCCUUCUCCAGGGACCAGGGCGAGAAGGUGUAUGUUCAACAUUUGCUGAAGAGAAAUAAAGAGCAUGUGUGGAAUCUGAUCCAGAAGGAGAAUGGGCAUAUUUACAUUUGCGGUGAUGCAAAGAAUAUGGCAAGAGAUGUCCAGAACACAUUUUAUGAAAUUGCCGCUGAACUUGGAAACAUGAUGCAUGAACAGGCUGUUGAUUACGUCAAGAAACUGAUGACAAAGGGCCGUUACUCAUCGGAUGUGUGGAGUUAAAGUGGAAAGAAGGGGCAGUAACCCUUUGCUGCUUUGUGCAUAUGAACAGAAUAUCAGAUGUUCACAGUGGGUGACCUACCAUAAUCAAUGCAAAGAUCAUUAAAUGAAACGAUUAUUUUUUUUUUAAACAAUUUGAAACCUGUGGAGAAAAUCCUUGUGCUUUAUUCAAUACCUUGCUCCAUUAGAAUUGAUCAAUAUUUAACAUUAGAUACUUUCUGUAGCUGUCUUUUAAAAAUUGCUCUGAAUUACAAAUACCCAAAUUCUGGCAAAAUUGUUUUUGAUAGAAAUAAUUUAAAUGGUCAGCUGCCACACACAGUGGAGUUUGAUUCCCAAGGCCAAGUACAGUGUGGGCCUUUCCUCUGUUUAUUUUUUACUUCAAUGUCGCAAAUAAAAUAUGGGAAAAUGUAACAAGUAACAUUGAAAACAGCACCAGGUUUUCUGUAGAGAGGAUCAUUUCACAUACAUUGAAUAGGCCUUUUCAUUUGUGUAGGAAGGAACUGCAGAUGCUGGUUUAAAACAAAGAUGCAAAUAGCUGGAAUAACUCAGCGGGACAGGCAGCAUUUCUGGAGAGAAGGAAUGGGUGAUGUUUAUCCUUCUCCAGAGAUGUUGUCUGGCCCGCUGUUACUCAGGCCUUUUCAUUUACUCAGUUACUAUUGUAUCUCCAUCUGCUCUUUGUGUUUUGAGAGGAAAGUGGGUGCUGGGCAAGGUUCUCAGACUGCAUUAAACCCCAGAGUUUUCUUUGUUCUUUCAAAUUGGUACAGUCUGCAGAUUUUUAUUCAGCACCCUAUAACUAACACAAACGUUACUAAAUUAUGCUGAUUUAUGGUGUGCUUGGAUCGAUGAACAUUAAUCUAGUUCCUAAUCCUUAGACAUGAAAUGUUAUCUCGUGUUAUCCUAACUAUCUUCAUAAGAUUAAAGAUUUGGUUUUUACACUUUAUUAGGAUGUGGUGUCAAUAGGAGCAAGCGCAAUCUCUAAUCCAAUGUUUUACCUGGAAGCCCUCAAUCCAGACAUAAAUUCUGUAACUUAAUAGAAGACGCAAGCUGCGGUUAAUCUCCACUGCAUUGCUGCAGUACAUCAGUAAAAUAUAUUGUCCAGUCAAUACAACAUACCAGAGACUUCCAUGGCUAGCAAGCUCAUAUACUUGCAGUAGAGGAAAUAGAAUGGAAGUGUGAAAAAACUGAAGAGAUGCCACAAGUGAAAUUUGCAGAUACCAUUCUAUGAAAAGCCAUCGCUCAAAGCCUGGCAUCUCUACACAGCACUGACCACCUUGUGAUGUAUUUCCCUCUGUUUUCUGUUGAUACUGUAAAAUCAUCUUUGGCUUAGAAACAUUAAAUCUCUGAAUCCUUGAUCCUUAAAGAAGGGCAAAACGUGGCAAACAUCAGAAAGCAGGUCAAGGUUCCCUUCAUUCACUUUAGUCAUGAGAUUCUUUUUUUUUAAUCUCAGCUGCAGUGAGUAAACUUUAAAAGAUCAUUGUUGCAGCAUGCAUCUAAUGUUGCAUAGAUAAUCAAUUUCUGAUGAUUACCUCAGAGGCAAUAACUAUAAGUUCAGGUUUUAUAAAUACUUUUAAUUGCCAUGAAGAGUAAUUUCAUUUAUAACAUUUGAUUUCUUGAGCUUCAAAGUAAGUUUAUUGUUUCAUUUUCAAAUUGUCUGACAAGGUCGGAAAUCUGCUGUUGGGUCUCCGCCAAUACUUUGUGAGCUGACUGCUGGAGACCUGAGACGUGACCCUGAAUAACAUGUCCUGUUGAUGUUUCAUGUGUUUUUAUUUCCUGUUGCUCUGUAAUUUCUGGCCACCUCGUCCUUUCACUGCCUCUGAGUUCUCAACGUCAACAUCCUUGACCCUCUUCUCAGUCUCCAAUGUUAUAUUGCUGCCUUGGGUCUUUCAGCUCUGCAAUUCUUGAUGUAAUAUUUAAUUCCCUUUUGGGUCUAAUUAGAUUCUCAUAGGAAGUGAUCAUUACUGACUAUGGGGCACUUCUAAAACUAAGGAUGUAAUUGAUUGGUACUCAUUUUUUAACUUGUUGGUAGCUCUUCAUCAGGCAACUAAUGCAAUUAAUUGGAUGUAGAAAGAUUUCUGUGAACACAACAUAUGAGUGACUCUUUGGGUAUUUAUUUGAUGUUCCUGUAAUUUUAUUUGAGAAAUUUAGUACCUGUAUUUACCAUUUUAACUGGUAUUUUGGAGCAAAUUGCCAUUAUUAAAUCUUUAUCUUAAAAUUAUAAACUUUCAGGGGGAAGUAAAUUUUGCAAUUUAAUAGUGCAUCUUUGCACUCGUGGGUCCUUGAACUGAGGAACGCCUGAUUUUUAAACCCUCUAAACUGCUCAUUUUGUCCACACCAAGCACUUUAAAAUUACCUGCGCUGCUAUAAAAAGGAAAACCUCUUGGGCUUGCAUGUACAUUAUGUAACAAUAAUCCGUGACUCAGAAUUUGAAGGGGUGCUUUCUUUUGUAGGUUAGAAUCAUUCACUAACAAUUAAGGUCCAAAUAAGUGCCUUGUACUAACAUUGUGUAUUGUAAGUCAGCCUUUUAAAUGUGGGUUGCUUUAACUAAAAACAAAAUGUUUUUUUGAUAGCCUCAAGGAAUAGGCUCUUUGAAUAGCCUUUCCAUGUGUAGAAGAAUGGAAUAAUUUCUAUUGGUGCUUCAUGCUGGCAAAUCUGUUGAACCUUUUGUAAUGUGUAGUAAGAUUUUGUGGAGAUCAAAUAACUCUCCCAUGGUCUUUUAUGCAGCGUCUAUUUCCAUUGUUCACUCGUGUAUUAGACAUCCUAUACCUAUCCAAUUCCUUGAUUAUUAGCGGAUCUGUCAUCGUACACCAACUUAAACCUGAUGGGCUCGUCUUUGAAUAGUGCCAAACAGCAGUGCUAUUUUAGUUUCCUGCCUAAUGCCAGGCAAGGAAUGCUAAACUCUAGUUUUACUUUAAUGAAGAUAAUGGUCAAUUUUUCAAGAACAUGGAGGAAAAAGGCCAUCAAUGCAAUCUCUUGACUGGUGAUAAAGUAAAUGCGAUACUGAACAAACCAAGAGUGAAGAGUAGACGAGUUCUGUAGUCUCCAUUUGUGUUUUUAAAUAUCACUGGGCAAAGUUUAUUUGAGGCAGCACAUUUCUUAAUUGUUUGGAUUAGAUUUAGUUAACUGAAUGUAUGUCUCGUUGGGCAAGGCCCAAUAAGAGUGGAAUUGGAUGCUUCAUUUGCGGUAUGCUGUGGUGCCUGCGGAAAAACACUCAUUUCAACAAUGCAAAAAAUAGCGCAAGUUGGGCUAGAAAUGGGCAGUUUUCCAGGGUAUCAUCUGUGUUAACCACCUUCAGCAAGCUGGAGCAUGUCCAAACAAACAAACUUUAAGGGACCCAAUCAAAGCAGUCAGUCAAACUACAGCAGUUUGUGAGAAAAUUAUUUCAGAGGGAGGUAACUAAUAAUGAUCAUGAACUGAAUGCAUUGGGAUUAUUACUUUUGGAUGCUGAAUGUCAAAGAUGUAUGAGAAGGGGUGGUGCCUCCUGCUUGCAUACUGGUUGCUUAAGUCUGAAUCAGAAAGGUUGUCAACUUGUGCCAAACGCUUUAAAACAUCUGGGAGGAUUUCCACCCAGAUGUUGUCAACUGUAAAUAGUAAAAACAGAUUGUGACAGGGGCACAAUUAGCAGCACCGGCUGCAAUUGCAGUCUCAGACUCCUGAGAGGAAUAGAAGUGAUUUUUAAAUGCUUUGUCUUGGAAGCAUUUCAAAAACCUCCCUAAUACAACCAUUCCAUCUGAUAUGCACAGCCAGGUGGAUGGGCAUGAUGGCUUUCCCAUCCUCACUACCAUUAGGCAACACGGUGGCACAACGUCAGAGACCCAGGUUCAAUCCUGUCUACAGGUGCUGUCUGUAUGGAGUUUGUACGUUCUCACCGUGACCUCUGUGGGUGUUCUCCUGGAACUCCAGUUUCCUCCCACACUCCAAAGAAGUGCAGGUUUGUAGGUUAAUUGGCUUGGUAAAUUGGCCCUGGUGUGUAGGAUAGUGUUAGUGUGCGGGAGUCACCGGUCAGUGAGCCAAAGGGCCUGUUUCCAUGCUGUAUCUCUAAACUAAACUAUGCAGAAAACAUGGGAACCUGCCCUGCCCUCUUCUGCUUGGUUCUUCCUGAUCUAUUCUUUGGAAAGUAAGAUGAAAUUGCAUAGUAUUAUCAAAUAUGUUUGCCCAUUCAGUGACUACAUCCUUGUGUGCCAGCAGUUAGCAUUUCAUCCAAUCGGCAUAUUUCCAUAAUCCCUUUGUGUAUUGACCUCCAUCUUCAAUCUAGCUGGACCAUUUUCCUCAUCUCCGGGUGGUCCACAUUCGCAUCAGUCUGAGUAGAGUUUCUCCUGAAUUGCUUGUGACUUGCAUUUAUGACAGCUAAUUUUGGACUACCCCUGGGAAGAAAUGCCUAUACUGCAUUUUAAGAAAGAUGCUGAAGAGCUCUAUUGGGUUUCAGAAGCUUCUAGAAAAGAGCCCCCUUGUUUAAUCUUUGAAAGUUUAAAAAAAAUGUCUCCAUUAGUUUGAUCAUGGCCAUUUUAUUGAUUUACACACUACUUUUUUUUACAAUAUGCAGAGCAGAAAUUUACCCAGAGGUUCAGGUACUUGCACCUGAAAUCUAACGAGAUAAAGAACUAACUCCAUCUUAAUUGGUGAAAGGCAUUACAUUGAGUUGACCCAAGUAAGUGCCUAUUAAUAUUACAUUGUUUGGAUCAUCACUUUGUAAUAGGGUUGGGUGAUCUGUACAUACUUUGGUUCAAUUUGGUCCAGACUGUUAUGUACUCAUUUGUAUUGAUUUUCCUUUUUGGUUGGAAACUGGUGAUUAAAUCCACAUCUAAAAUGUAUCUUAAAUUAACAUACUGUAAACAGGAACUUGAAGGAAAAUUUUGAGGAUUCAUUGUACACCUUUUAAGUAACCCCCGGACCUUAGUUCUGAACACCUUAUCACUUUGAGGUUCUGACAUUUGUUUGACUGGAAGGUGUAAAGGGAUGAAUUGGAUCUCUUGAGCAGUCAUCCCAGAUGGACUUGGGUUAGUUUGGCGGUAAGGCUGCUCGCUCAGCAAAGCAAAUGACAUUACUUUUAAAGUAAUGAUAUUAACUUCUCGGACUAUCAAUAUAUUAAUUUUCAUGCUGGAGAAUGCAACUGGUACUUGCCUUUUCUGCAAAUGCCACAGGCAGAUGGACCCUAACUGCAUUUAUUUCCUUGUGAAAGGCCAUGGUUAUUUGCUCAGUUGAUUUACAUGCUGUAGAACCUCAAGCUGCCCACUUGACUGACUUGGUCUGAAAGGGUUUGUGCCAGGGCAUUGCUGAUUCCCCCUGAAUGACUCGUAACCUGUGGGAAGCUCUAAGAAAGCUAACAAUGGUCUUUGGGGAAGCUCCAGUUUGUAUCUGUGGCCGUCAAAUUUCUAAACGCAUUAAAUUGUGAGUGACUUUCCUGUUACUGGAGAACUGCCUGUCAUGGUGAGCCAAUUAAGGUAUAUGUUAGCGUCCAUGCUGUGUUGUCCAAGUGGACCUGUUUGUAAUGUAGAAUUUUAGACACACGUUUGUCCUUGAACUAAUUAACCAUCUUGUACAUCAAUUAGAAAUUCUAUUCAAAUUAACAAUAUGUAUUAAUGUAAAGCCUUAGUGUUCCAUUACUAAUGAAUUUAUUUUUUUCCAGACAGUAAGGCAAGCACAGCAUCAGUUUUUAAAUAUCUAAUCUCUCUUGACUGGAUAUAAGAUCAUUAUCUUCAUCUAACUCUCACUUGCUCUGGUUCCUAAUGGUUCCGUCAUGUUUUAUUUUGUGUGGACCUGUUAUCAUGUAAUUUGUCUUCAAAAUGAUUAAACAGUUUAUAAAAAUC